GGAAUUCCAUCUUUAGAUACAAGCCAUUACGACUAGGAACGCAGACAAGUUCCAGGUCCGGAUUAAACAAAUCUCAAUGUCUGAGGACGACACAAAGGUAAUGGACGUGGAGGAGGAGGAAUGGCGUGGACAACUGGUGGAGCAGGGCGAUCUCAAAAGUCAAAAUGAGCGGCUGGCCCCGUACCAGACCAUGAACAGUACCGGGGGUUAUGUGUACAGCACGGACUAUGAGACCCAGUUAAUGAGGUUCUUGUGUAUUGGUACCACGGGAGGGACAUAUUACACGGGAGAGGCGGAACUCACAAGAGAGAAUACCCGCUGCAUAGACAGGUUGAUAAACAGUGGAAGGGGGAAAGAUGUUGUUGAACUUGUCCGUGAAUUCAGCGUGGGGAACCGAUCAUGUAAGCAGCGCCCCUUACUGUACACCCUGGCCUUGUGUUGUAGGUCUAACGACCCGGUCACAAAACACGAGGGCUACAACGUUCUGUCCGAUGUUUGCCGAAUUCCAACGCACCUGUUUGAGUUCAUAAAAUGCUGCGAAGAAGAAAGCGCGGGAACAGGGUGGGGACGAGCACACCGCAGGGCCAUUGCCAAUUGGUACUUGAAUUACGGGAAGAAGGGCAAAGGGGAGUUUUUGGCCCUUCAUAUGACGAAAUACAAGACUCGUUUUGGAUGGAACCACAAAGAUGUGUUUCGCCUCUGUCACAUCAAACCGGAAGUGGAUCAUCCCGAGAUCAAGUAUUUGGUCAUGGUCAGCACCAGGGGCAAGAAAAAGACUGACACGAGCGACUUCGUCCAGCAGGAAAAGCAGAAACCAGGGUAUGAAAACUCAGACUUGAAGAAAGUAAUGGUAUUUAUGGACGCAGUGGAGAAAGCUGAGAAAUGUAGGGACUCCAAUACAAUGACACGCUUAAUUUUAGAGCACAAAUUGACGCGGGAGCACGUACCUACCGAUUUGUUGAAGUCCAAAGAAAUUUGGAAAGCCUUGAUCAAAUUCAUGCCAAUGACAGCCAUGAUCAGAAAUCUUGGGAAAAUGUCUCAAUUGGAACUGUUGGAGCCCGGAAGCUUUGAAGAGAAUCUUACUAUUUCGAAACUGACAAAUCCAGAAAUGCUCACACGUGCAAGAAUUCACCCAUUUACCCUUUUAGUGGCCUUGAACCAGUACAAGAAAGGUCAAGGUGAGCUUGGGUCAUUGAAAUGGCAGACGAAUGACAAUAUCUCUAAGGCUCUGGAGGAUGCGUUCUACAUGUCGUUUAAGAACGUCAAGCCCACAGAUAAAAGAUUCUGUUUGGCUGUUGACGUCAGCGGUUCGAUGAAUGUUCCAGUGAUGGGCACUCCAACCAUUUCGGCCCGUGACGCCGCGGCAGCCAUGAUGAUGGUCACAGCUCGCACUGAAAAGAAUUUUGAAGUGGUGGCGUUUUCAGGAGGUCUUAGGCCACUAAACAUCAAAGCCACCGACAGCCUGGAAAACGUGCUGGACGAGUGUGCCUCUCUCCCAUUCUGCGGCACAGACUGUUCCCGCCCCAUGAUGUACGCCAUGGAGAAUAAGAAGGAAUUCGACGUCUUCAUUGUCUACACGGACUCGGAAACCUACUUCGGUAACAUCCACCCUUCGCAGGCUUUGGUGAACUACCGUUCGAUGUCUGGAAUCCCUCACGCGCGACUGAUCGUCUGCGGGAUGGCAAGCAACAGUUUCACCAUCGCCGACCCUAACGAUCCCAUGAUGAUGGACGUUGUUGGCUUUGACACCAACGCUCCACAAGCCAUCCAAGAGUUUGUGUUGGGACAUAUUUAAUCUCCACCCAAGCCAUCCAAGAGUGUGUUGGGACACAUUUAAUCUCGACGUCAACGUCAUUUCACCAGCGGUUUGGUAUAUACCAUGUAAACAAAAUAUAAACUAUACACACAAAUAGAAUAUUUGUAAGAAAACUAAUGACGAGAUUAUUAUGACAUAUUCGUGUACAUCUAUGUAAAUUUUCUGUCACUAAUCAUUUUACGAACUGACACGCUUCAUUUAAUUUGUGUAUGUUUAUUAAGUAUAACCAAUGUUUAUUGUCUGUUUUAUAUUUGAAUCAUUUCUGUUUAGCUGUUUUAUUAAUAUUUUCCGAUCAUGCUUUUGCUUGAUACAUAAUAUCUUUGACCAGAUCCAAUAUAGUGUGGCCAUAAUUUUCGUAUUUCAUUUUUCAACCCAGUCCAAUUUUUAACAAAUCUUGAACCUUAAAAAUAUAUAUAUAUUUCUCGCUGCGUUAAUAACAGGAUGUAACUUAAUCAUCAUUAAAAAUAAUUGAAAUAUAACUCGUGUAUAGCAACUUUUUAAAAUGGCGAAAAAUGAUGUUAGUUUCUGUGUAAAAAACAUACAAAAAGUGAUCGAAUAACAAACUUACCGUUUUUUUGCAAUGUAUUAAGAAUAUUUUUAACGAGUAACUACUUCAAAUUUUCAAGCGCAACACCACAUUUCUCUUUGAUUUUCUAUUGCGAUGUUAUGUGUAAAUUCAUAAGAUAAAUUUACAAUUAAGUUUGCUGGCAUUUUCUUAAUUUCCUUUGACAAAAUUUAUAAAAGUAAAUUUGUUUAAUUAUGAAAAAACACGUUUUACUACAAUGAAAGAUAUUAUUGGCUAGGCCUCCAAGAUUUCCUAGAUACUACUAAGUUAGUGUUACGAUCAUUUACAGAUAAUUUUCAAUCAUUUCAUUUUUAAAGUUUUUUUUAAAAUGUAGAAUAAUCAGAAAUGUGACUAUGUUAUCUGCAUAACCAUUAAAAAAGAGUGUCAAACACGU
Molecule: messenger RNA, 2775 nt
Organism: Magallana angulata
Lineage: Eukaryota; Metazoa; Mollusca; Bivalvia; Ostreida; Ostreidae
Product: RNA-binding protein RO60-like
Exons: 2
Coding region: 77-1795 (572 amino acids)
Cellular component (GO): ribonucleoprotein complex
Molecular function (GO): RNA binding
Source: RefSeq, a predicted model, not a curated record